AAUGGCGACUGUCUUUACAUAGAAGAGUGCUUAUUCCCGCCCAGAAAGCGUUUAACUAACGAGUGCGUUUGAAGACUUUUAUGCAUUUUUCAUUGCGAUUUUACUAAAAAUGAUAAUAGAGAAUCCAGAUCAAUUCAAAGCGUGGCUUACUGCCGUUUUGGAGCCGCUCUGUGAUGCAGAUCCUGCUGCAUUAGCUAAAUAUGUAUAUGCCUUGGUUAAGAAAGAUAAAACCUUAGAGGAGUUAAGAGGUUGUAUGGUAGAACAGCUUGAUGUAUUUUUGCAACAAGAAACUAAAAAUUUUGUGGAGCUAUUAUUUAAAACUUUGGAGACUCAAGAAUAUAUACUUCCACCAACUAAGGGAGAUCCAGAUGGUGGUAGAACUCCACCAGGUGUAAAUCCACCACCUCCAGUGGUAACAUCAGAAAAAACUGCAGAUGCAACAAUUUCUUUAGCUCCUGUAAUUACUAAUCCUGUUGCACCACUUCAAGUAAAUGGCUCGACGCCUACAGCUAUUUGCAAGCGUGAAACAAGAAAAUCUGAUUCUGAUAAGGGUGAUAAGGAGAAAGAAAAACGUUCUCGUAGUCGGAGUGGUCGUAUGAGAUCAAGGACAAGAUCACGAUCGCGUUCUUGGGAAAGAGAUAGACGCAGAUCAAGAAGCAGAGAACACAUUCGUCGUGACAGAGAACGUGAUAGGAGUCGUCCAUGGCGGAAUGAAUCUCCACCUAUUACAGCUAGACGACACGACAGAAGACGCACUAGAAGUCGUAGUACAUCUCCAAUACGACCAAGGUUACGAGAUGGCCCCGAUAGUCGCGAUCAUAGAGCACGUUUCAGAAAUAGAUCUCCAACCCCGUUGAGGUCCAGAUCACGAUCAAGAUCCAUAGAUCGUAAAAAAAUAGAACGUUCAGAGAGGUUGGAUGUAGAUAGAUCAGAACGGGUAGAAGGAAGUCCGGGUGGUGGUACUCCAACACAAGAUAGUAAUCACGGAGACGUAGACAUGAGGUUAUCUACUACAAGUCAAUCGAUCCAAAGUGUUGUUGCUGUUGCAUCUAAUAUGCCAAGCAACCAAAUUGGUCCUUUUCAAGCAAAGAGAAGAUGUAGAGAUUUUGAUGAGAAAGGAUAUUGUAUGAGAGGAGAUCUUUGUCCUUAUGAUCAUGGUACUGAUCCUGUUGUAUUGGAGGACGUUGCUCUAAGUCGUGUUUUGACUUUUGGACCACAUAGUCAUCAAGCUCCAGGUACAGUACCGGUAACAGCAGUACCAGAUCCACCUCCAGGUCCCAAUGGCAAUGCACCGCCACCACACCUUCCGCUCGCAAGUCUGCCACCACCGCACUUACGAAAUCAACAUCAUUCUAAUAUGGAUGCAUUUGCAGAAUACAAUCCAGAUGCCCCUAGUAUGGAACCAAGAAUGCCAUGGGGUAGACAUCCACAGACUGGAUCUGGACUUUAUGGAAGAGGUCAAAGGGAAUUGAUUAGUGUACCAGUAAUUCCUCACACAAAUUCGACAGAAAUAACACAUAGUCAAGCAAAUCCAUUGAAACGGAAACAAGCAUUUGAUUUUAAUCGUCUUGGACCAAAACAAAGAGCAGUGCACAAUCCAGCUAACUGUUCUUUAGAAUUAAAGAAAGUUCCACGAAGUUUAAACAAUAUAACACAAUUGAAUAAUCACUUUUCCAAAUUUGGAAAAAUUGUAAAUAUUCAAGUUAAUUUUGGAGGUGAUCCAGAAGCAGCUUUGGUUACUUUUCAGUUACCUACAGAAGCUAAAGCUGCAUACAGAAGCACUGAAGCUGUAUUAAAUAAUAGAUUUAUAAAAGUGUUUUGGCAUAACAUAAAUAAUAAUUCAGUUAGUGGAGCUAUAGAAAAUGUACCACCAGGUUGCCGUCCUUCCGUAAAAGAAAGAUUAGGUGCUGCUCUAAAUUUGCCAGCAAAAUCGGAGGAAAAUGAGUAUGUGCCCACACGUCGCUCGUCAGAUGAACAAAAUACACAGAAUGUGAUUCCAACAUCACCAAAAGCGGCAGCAGUUCCUACACGAGAAGAAAAGGUUUUAGCAAUAAAAAAGACGCAGGAGAUACUGGCAGCUAAAGAAACAUUAAAGAAAAAGCAGGAAGAAAAACGUAAAGAAGCUAUAAAAUUAACUGCUGAUUUAAGGAAAAGAAAGCAAGAACUUUUAGACAAACAUCUUGUAGAAAUUAGAGUUCUAAUAGAUAAAGCGGAGAAGAAUCCAGAACAGAAGGAUGCAAUUAUGGCAACAAUUAAAACUAUGCAACAAUCCAUUGACAAUUUACGUAAAGAUUUAGCUGCAAAUGGACAAAUUUGUGGAAAUAAAUCGCAGAUAAAAUCCAAAGAACAAACUCAAAAGGAGAUUUUAGAUGCUGAGUUAGAUUUAAUGACUGCUCAGCAGGAAGGUCAAGAUGCAGGAGAAUUGCAAAAGAGAUUAAAUGAAUUACGAGCUCAAGCUGCUGCAUUAGGUUUACAUGCGAGUCCAGGUGUAGGUAGAGGUGCGAGAUCUAGUAGAAUUAUACGAGGAACUCAUGCAGUUUCAUAUAGGGGUCGUGGAAGAGGAAGUUAUGCUCACGUUUCAGUAGAUCAUAGACCAACGAGUCUUCUAGUCUCAGGUUACGAAACGGAGGAAAAAUCAGAUGUUCUAGCACAUUUUCAACAAUUUGGAGAAAUAGUGAACCAAAUUAUAGACGAUACAACACCAUCUAUUGUAAUCAAUUAUAAAUCCAGAAAAGAAGCCGAAGUUGCAAUGUUAAAAGGCCGUACCUUUCAAGAUAGAUUAUUAUCUAUAACCUGGGUGUCCGGACAUCACUUACAUCGCGGUGGAAGCGGAAAUAAUUUGAAUUCAUCCGUACAACUUUCUGUACAUUCUGAACAAGCACCGCCAACAACUGAAGAAGAAAUCGAUUUAGAAGGAACAGCAGAAGCAUUACUUCUUGAAGAAAAUGAAGAGGAAGAGGAGGAAGAUGGGGAACCACGCAGUUGGCGACGAUAGCAGCAUCAGCGUUAUUUAUGACAAAAGUGCGUUAUUGGCUACAGUGGUAGUAGCAUUUUUUGGGCAUAUCGAUGUUUGCUCAGUUCUUUCACGACUGCUACAUCGCUGCUUAAUGUUUCAAAUACAAUGAUUUUGUCAAAAAAGUCACGUUAUGGGCUCAUUGGCGUUAUAAUGAGCAUUACAAUACUUGUUAAUACUAUUAAAUAUGCGUGUGCAUUAUAGCGGUAUGUCUAUACUGUGUCCAAUAAUGCGCAUCACGAAAAUAGGCCAGUAUACAAGUUUCCACAACACGACUAACCAAAUUUAUCUCAUUAUUUCUAGAAUAAAAUCGCUAUGUUUUGUAUGGGAAACUCUUAUUCUAACUUUAAGUCCUCAUCUUUCAUCUGUAGAAUUGCGAUUAUUUCUCGUUAUGAUAUUAUAAGGUUUUAUGAUGUAGUACAUAAAUCUAGAGUAAAUAGGCAUAUGUAGUUCUAAAACAUUUUUCUGUCGAAAGCGAGAAAACUAUAUUUAUAAUUUGUAUAAUACACAUAGCUUAUUCUAGAUCUUCUUCAUAAGAGAUAGCGUAUAACGCUUAACGUAGUGUAAAUGAUUUUUUACUUUCACUUAAAUGUACUAUUUAAAAAUUGUUCCUGUAAUCAUGUACAGUAUCAUGUAUAAUUUUCAUUGUUUUGUUUUACCUAAUGUCAGUGAAUUAAGUUGGUAACGCCAAAAGAUAUUUAGUGCAUAAUUUACAUAGAUUGUUUCAAUAUAUAUUGCAAAAAUAAUAUAUCAUUGUUACACAUAAACCAUUCAGUUUUAUAAGAAGGUAAGUAUUUUAUUUAUAAAUAUACAAUUUGAACAUGCACAUGCACUAAAAAUUUAUGAUGAAAUCAAAAUGUGUUCUGAUACUAGUAGAGUCAGAAAUAAAUUAUUUGAUACAUUUUAAAACUAA
Messenger RNA from Vespula vulgaris, 3926 nucleotides. It is a transcript of the gene swm, whose product is annotated as RNA-binding protein 26. The coding region runs from base 110 to 2995 and encodes 961 amino acids. The record is from RefSeq and is a predicted model, not a curated record. Gene Ontology annotation, cellular component: nucleus. Lineage: Eukaryota; Metazoa; Arthropoda; Insecta; Hymenoptera; Vespidae. Gene Ontology annotation, biological process: mRNA processing. Gene Ontology annotation, molecular function: RNA binding; metal ion binding. The transcript has 10 exons.